Molecule: messenger RNA, 798 nt
Organism: Zalophus californianus (California sea lion)
Lineage: Eukaryota; Metazoa; Chordata; Mammalia; Carnivora; Otariidae
Product: eukaryotic translation initiation factor 4E-binding protein 1-like
Exons: 1
Coding region: 2-358 (118 amino acids)
Biological process (GO): negative regulation of translational initiation
Cellular component (GO): cytoplasm
Molecular function (GO): eukaryotic initiation factor 4E binding
Source: RefSeq, a predicted model, not a curated record
CAUGUCCGGGGGCAGCAGCUGUAGCCAGACCCCAAGCCGGGCCAUCCCCGCCACUCGCCGGGUGAUCCUCGGCAAUGGCGUGCAGCUUCCGCCCGGGGACUACAGCACCACCCCCAGCGGCACGCUCUUCAGCACCACCCCGGGAGGUACCAGGAUCAUCUAUGACCGGAAGUUCUUGAUGGAGUGCCGGAACUCACCUGUGACCAAAACACCUCCGCGGGACCUGCCCACCAUUCCCGGAGUCACCAGCCCCACCAGUGAGGAGCCCCCCACAGAGCCCAGCCAGAACCACCUGCGCAACAGCCCAGAAGAUAAGCCGGCCGGUGGUGAAGAGUCACAGUUUGAGAUGGACAUUUAAAGGACCAGCCAUUGAAUCGAGCAGUGCCUCUGGGCCCCCCACCCCGGCCCUUCUCGGGAGAGAAGUCACACCAGUCAGGCCUUUUGCGAGUCCUCAUCCUGGGCAGGCGUUGAGCAUGGGGUUGGCCAUCCUGACUCUCCGCUCCCUCACUCAGGGCACCUUCUCCCCCUUCCUCUUUGUGAACACCAGCGGAUACCUCCAUGUGCCUUCAUUCAUGCAGAAGCUGCCACCCUAACGGGAGUGACUCUCAUGAGCACACCCUGCAACCCAGGGCCAGGAUUGGAUGUGGAGGAGCCCUUCAGCUCUUCCAGCCCCAUCCUCUGGGGGCGCACCCACCCCUUCCUUAGGUUGGUGUGUGUGGGAAAACUCCCCUCCCCCUUCUUCCCCAAGAGAGGAAAUAAAAGCCACCUUUGCCCUAGGGCCAAAAAAAAAAAAAAAAA